Molecule: messenger RNA, 923 nt
Organism: Frieseomelitta varia
Lineage: Eukaryota; Metazoa; Arthropoda; Insecta; Hymenoptera; Apidae
Exons: 3
Coding region: 171-539 (122 amino acids)
Source: RefSeq, a predicted model, not a curated record
UUCUGCAGUUAGAAAAAGUUCGUUGCACGAAAAGUCGUUCCGUGCGUGUCGCGAUUUUAAAUUACGUUUUCGUUAAAUAAAAUCGAACAAAUUUGAGAUGUAGUGGUAGGUUGUGUACCAAGUAAACCAGGGGAAUGAUUUUAGAUAGGAUUCACGGUACAAGAUGAUAAAUGAAGUUCAAAUUCAAGAAAGGAAAGUUGUUGUUGCUGUUGUUGACCAUUUUCGCGUUGGGGGUGGCCACUGUGCCCCCGAUCAGCACCCUCGACAAAGUGACGGGCGACAGUGAUCUGUCGCAAAAGAUAAUUGCCGAGAAUCAGGCUCAGCCAAACUCUCAGGAUGGAACUGAGGAUAAAAAAGUGGCGAAAAGAAGUUACGGUUGGCAUCCGUGGGGUCACGGAGGAUAUAGUUACAUCUGGCCUUGGUAUGGAUUUGGAUGGUAUCCAGGCUGGCCUCUGUAUUACGGUCAUGGAUAUGGAGGAUACGGAUACGGACACGGUGGAUACGGUUACGGAUAUCGUGGUUGGUACAAGGGAUGGUAAAUUGAAAAGAGAGGAUAGAGAUUCGUCCGAGAUGUUUCCAUAAUUUUAUGAAUAUAAUUCACAACAUUCCCUUACCAUUUAACUUUUUGCACUGAAUAAACGUUAGGGUAAUUUGAACUUUAAUUACACGUAUAUUGAGUAUCACAACUCUAAGAUCACGAGAUAACAUUACCUUGGUUAUAUAUUCGUUGCUUAACAUUCAUCAAGCAACUAAAAUAUUACUUACGUGGCGAAGUCGUUCACUCGACUCACGUUUGUUCAAUUUUGUCGUCCAAUUUUGUUCUCAAUGUUAUGUAUCAUAUCUACUGUACGAAUAUCACGGUGUUCAUCAGUAAAAAAAGAAAAAAAAAAAGAGAAAAAACGAAAUAAACGAUUCACAUUGAG